GACAGUGCGAAAUUUUUGAAAAUAAUUAAAUUAAAAAGGAAAUAAUGGACGUACAAAUCAAUGCUGCACUUAAUGGAAUUAAGAAUCUACGCGCUAGUGUAUCUAAUAUAUUUGAAACAGCAAUAACCGCUGAAGGAACCUUUUUACUAGAAGAAUCCAUUGCUUGUGUUACUCAGAACUUCAAGGAGACCGAGACAUGCAUAAACAAUUUAAAUGCUCCAUCAGUUCCAUUCACAUUGGGAAAUACUUCGUAUCUUAAUUAUGAAACUGAUUUGGAAAAGCAGAAUAUGUACAAUGAAUUGGUGAAUGGAUACAAGUGGUAUGAAAAGACUCAUCAGUAUUCAGCAAUUGCUAGCACUCUGUUACAGCACAAUUCUUUAAAACGAUCGUAUUUCUCAUCAUCCAACAAAAGAAGGAGACUACUUACAGGCGCACAUACAGUUCCUCCAAAACAUGUCGAUCAUCUCAUUAGCACAUUCAACGUUAAUAAUAUGCAGCUGAAAAUCUACAGACCAUUCGCAACAAACGCUUUUCUUCAUAUAAACUUGAGCCGUGUUUUGAAAGCAGCAAUAAUAUUGCGCGGUUUAAUGAUCGAAUGGGUCACUGUGAAAGGCUUUAACGAAUCUUUGGAUAAUGUAGAUGAUCAUUGGAGUGAAUCGAGAUAUGAGGUCUUUCGACGAGUACAAAAGGCUGCACAUUCUGCAAUGCUUCACUUCUAUUCACCAACAUUCGCAGAAUUAGCAAUAAGAAGUUUCAUAACAUGGUUUGGAAGUUAUAGUACUUUAUUCAGUGAACCGUGUAAAAUGUGUGGAAAACAUCUGUUAAAUGCACUUCCGCCAACCCAUCGAGAUGUUCGUUCAUUAGAUCCGACUCAUGAAGAAUGCAGGAAGUAGACAGCAUAAUUUAUUUUGUCCAACUAACUUUAGGGAUGUCAAAGUGCUCCGUUAGCUGAUCUAAUUUCUCAUUAAACUUUUCAACCUAUACAAACAAAAUGGGAAAUAUUAAUUAAAUU
This is a messenger RNA of Chironomus riparius, 1012 nucleotides long. The record is from the annotation of a GenBank genome assembly. Lineage: Eukaryota; Metazoa; Arthropoda; Insecta; Diptera; Chironomidae.